AUGCGUAAGAGUUUAGUUGCUCAGGAACAAAGUAGGAAAGGAGUCGACUCAGUUGCGCGACAAAACUAUGAUGUGUUUAUUAGUGAUGUUGGAAACAUGGUUAAGCACUCGUUCGGGUUCAUUUUAUAUCAGAAGCUUCUUCUCAUGGGACUACGAGUGUAUUUUGACUCAGAAGAGGAGCUACAUCUGUGGGAUUCUUUACGAAUUACUAAACAAUACGCUAUGCGCAGUUUGUCCGUUCAUAUUGCUAUUUUUUCCAAGAAGUAUGCCGAAUGCCCUCGAUGCCUCAUGGAGCUGUCCUUCAUGUUGACAAUUGGUGCUAAAAUUGUUCCUGUCUUCUAUGGCGUUUCACCUGCUGACGUGCGGUGGGCGAGGAGAAAAGAAGGGAUUGAUGGGGAGAUACUGUUGAAGAGUAUUGUGGAGAGAGUAAAGGAGAACGUUUCACUAGAGGUGGCUAAGCAUUGCGUCGGACUUGAUGAAGCAGUUGAGAACUUUGAAAAAGCUAUGAACCAAUCUUCAUCAGAAAAUGUCAAAAUACUUGGGAUUGUGGGCAUGGGUGGCUGUGGUAAGACAACUCUGGCGAAAGAAUUAUACAACAGGAAAAGAUGGGUCUUUGAUAUGUCCAGUUUUCUUUAUGCUGUGGGAGAAGCGGCAAAUGAAUGUGAAUUGCGUACGUUGCAGAGGAAGCUGGCGGAUGAGUUGGUGCCUAAUGUACUGAAAGAUUUCAGACAGCAAAAGGAUGUUUUUUCUUAUCCUCUGAGAUCUAACCGCCUUCUCAUUGUUUUAGAUGGUAUCGAUCAUGUGGAUCAAAUACAUGCCCUGUUGCCUACGAAGGACAGCGUUGGACCAGGAAGCUUGAUUAUAAUCACAACACGUGACAUUUCUGUCACUAAAUGUUGUGGAAUCCCGUUGAUUUAUGAAAUGGGAAAGCUCGAUCGCUCGCAUGCCAAACAGCUUUUCUGUUGGCAUGCUUUCUCUCAACAAAAUUCAGCUCCAGGAUUUGAAGAUUUGGUUGAACGCUUCUUAGACGCCACCAAUCUGAUACCUCUUUUUCUUGAACGUUUAGCAGAGCAACUUUGUGGCAAGUCCAAGGAUUACUGGGAAUCUCAUUUAGUUGACAUCUCCAGUAAUUGGAUGACCACAUCAAAUACAAUCUAA
Messenger RNA from Cryptomeria japonica (Japanese cedar), 1158 nucleotides. RefSeq names its product disease resistance protein Roq1-like. Gene Ontology annotation, biological process: defense response; signal transduction. The coding region runs from base 1 to 1158 and encodes 385 amino acids. NCBI's taxonomy places the organism in Eukaryota, Viridiplantae, Streptophyta, Pinopsida, Cupressales, Cupressaceae. Gene Ontology annotation, molecular function: ADP binding. The record is from RefSeq and is a predicted model, not a curated record. The transcript has 2 exons.